AUGAGAUCCCACGCCAACCUUACCGUUGAGGUCGACUCCGUUGGCUCGAGCGAAUGUCCUUCCAUGGCUUCUUCGGGAUUCUCUCCUUUGGACUCGCCUACUCCGACCCCAACGAGCCUCUAUAGCCAGGGCUCUCUGGCUUCUCCUGGAUGGCCGGAUGGAAGCCACUUCCAGUCUCAUGUCUAUGACAGACCUACAGGAUCUACGCCUCUGCACAGUGCCUUUCGUCUUUCCGAAGUGACUUCCAACGACGGUAUGGGUAUGUCUUGCGGAAACAUGGACGCCCAGGAACGGAUGCCAAUGACCGACUAUCUCUCUGGCUACGAUGAGAGUGUCUUCAUUCCCUCGGACCUCCCCAAGACAUACGAUGGCACACAGCAUGGACUUUCUUAUCAGACUAUGAUGCCUCAAUAUCCCCUGAUGGCGCGCAACCCAUACCGCCACCAGCAGGCACCAUACCUUGCCGACCCGGUUACCAACCCUUCCUUAACGAGACCCAUCUUCGGCCAGCCAGAGCGCAUGACAAACACUAUGCCGAUGGGCGGCACGCUUCAAUGGAUUCCACCUGCUGAGCCAAUCCAGACCAUCCAGCCGUCGCAAGCCUUUCAAACACCAAUGACACCGCCGCCGUCAUACUCUGACUUCUCAACCUCGAUCAGUACUCCCAACCGGUCUUGCUCUCUGGGGACACCUUCCGGAACAGAGACCCCCAUGAGCCGCCUCUCCGGCGGCGCAGGUGACUACGAGGAAUACCCUAUGUCACCAGUAUACCGCGAUGCAUAUGCUGGUCCCCAGCGACACCAGUCGCGCAAGCCUUCUCGAAAACCAUCAAGACAGGACAUCCUGGAGCACCUGCCCCCUGUCAUCCGAACAGUACAGUUCAAGUGCAAGGAGCCUGGCUGUAAGGGACGAUUCAAGAGACAAGAGCACCUCAAGCGACACAUGAAGAGCCACUCCAAGGAAAAGCCCCAUCGUUGCUGGGUACCAGGAUGCGGCCGGGCCUUCUCCCGCAGCGACAAUCUCAAUGCUCAUUACACCAAGACCCACAGCAAACGCGGAGGACGCAAUCGCUAUGUUGCAACGCUAGACGAGAACAGCAUUGACUUUGAUCCCGAAUUCCGCGGACAGCUGACGCCGGAUGGGCGGCCCAUCCGCGGAUCACAGCUGGAGGCGCCUACCUAUGCUAGCCGCGAACCUAGUUAUGAUGAGGACUGGAACUAA
Molecule: messenger RNA, 1221 nt
Organism: Aspergillus wentii DTO 134E9
Lineage: Eukaryota; Fungi; Ascomycota; Eurotiomycetes; Eurotiales; Aspergillaceae
Gene: brlA
Product: C2H2 type transcription factor BrlA
Exons: 1
Coding region: 1-1221 (406 amino acids)
Biological process (GO): regulation of transcription by RNA polymerase II
Cellular component (GO): nucleus
Molecular function (GO): DNA-binding transcription factor activity, RNA polymerase II-specific; RNA polymerase II cis-regulatory region sequence-specific DNA binding
Source: RefSeq, a predicted model, not a curated record